Anguilla rostrata (American eel) is the source of this 3993-nucleotide messenger RNA. RefSeq names its product transmembrane protein 82-like. NCBI's taxonomy places the organism in Eukaryota, Metazoa, Chordata, Actinopteri, Anguilliformes, Anguillidae. The record is from RefSeq and is a predicted model, not a curated record. The transcript has 6 exons. Bases 1601 to 2653 code for a protein of 350 amino acids.
AGUUCACAUAGCAAGAAACACCAUACGAGAGACAAGUACAGAUACAAUCACGUAAAUGCCGCCGUCAAGGUGCUUGUCUCUAGACCUGAGAUAAUGGGUGAGCUUUUUUUUAAAGAUAGAAACUCUGAAUUAAAUAAAAACAUUUAGUUGUCAUUUUAAAAGAUGAUUAGUGUGACCUUUGCAGAUUCACCUUUGUGAAUCUGUCUUCCUGACUGAUUCGGGGCGCUCGAUGCAACUUCGAAGGAUGAGGGUAGAGAAAAGAGCGCAGCUGGAAGGAAUCCAGAUAAAACAAUACGAUCGAAAAGUAAGGGCAAUUGUACAAUAUGUUAUCUGGAAAUCUAUCUGAGCAUAUUAAAUCCAUGUAGAUUACGGAUGUAUGUAUCUGGUGGAAAUCAAUUGUAUGAUAAAUUUUGAAUGUAAUUCCUUGUUUCAAUAAGACUUGUCGGUUGGAGUCCAACUAGCCGCAAAGGCAGAAUAACCCAAAUAAUACGAAUGGUUCCCCAUCAGCAUCAAUUCAUCUACUAUGCAUCACGAGAACCACAAGGGGGCGCAGUUUUACCAAGUCACUCAAAGUAACAAACACGCACGACAAGAUUGGAUUGCAAAUUGCAUAAUUUGGCUACAAUGCAAUUUAUUAAAAUCAACUGACUGGACACGCGUGGAAAAAUAGCUAAAUCUGUUUCAUUGUACAUAGCUCACACAAUUCUAUAACCGCGGUUUUGAUGGGGUAAAGUGCGAUUAAAUACACAUUGUCCCCGUGUGUGUCUCAUAGCCUCGAUGGUAAAUUCUUACUAAGUAUACUAUGUCAUCACAAAUCCAAAGAGAUUGUGGACAAAUUACGGCAAAGUCUUAUCUAACACACGCUCAUACUUUGUAUUUAUCAUAUAUCCCAUAGGCUAUACAACUAUGAUAUUAAUUACUGCGGUAAACUAUUUUCAUGUCGGGUGUGCACUUAGUCUGAGCCUGCACAAAUACACAAAUUUGGUGUAUGUGUGGAAUAAUUGGUAGAUCUUGAAAUCGCAUUCGCAAGUUGCAGCAGUACAGUAAAAUAUAUUAUUGCAUGCUUGAUGAAAAGAAUACUCCGCAUUACUCCAUAAAUCUUUGCAUUCAUUUAUUGACCUACUAAAGUAUUUUCUUUUUUAAAUGCCAGAUGAAAAGAGUAGUCCGCAUUACUCGCAUUAAAUAGCUCUUUCUGUCUUUCCAGACGUUGUGUUUAAUUCCACCAUUGGCCUACUCGGUGUAGCCGCGCAAAGAAAUUUGACGAGCGGAUAGUUUGACAGUUUUUCAAAGAAUUGAUUUAUUAAAGGAGCAAUCUCUGGCGACCUUUGAAACACAAACUAACAGAAGGGAAAAGAGAACUGGAUAAAGAGAAGGGCAGUAAUUGGCGUAAGUGAAAGCGGAAUUACAGCGAAACCUCUUUUCGUUUGUCAUUUAGCCUCGGACAGUAAGGACAGUGCGCGUCUCCCAACUUGCCACAACUACCCGUGGAAUCGUAUUCACUUAAGUUAGGUUUUCAUUUAUUAGCUCUUUGUUAAUUGUGGUUUAGGUUGGCUGGACUUGCACCUCAUUGUAACCGCGGUUACUUAACGUCGCGAGAAAAAUGCUGUCCUUCAUACGCUCCUGGCUGCCCGGUAUACCUGGGUGGUUGACAUUUGAGGCGAACCCCCUGGAUAGCCUGCUACAAGGGCUCGUGGGCGCGUGCGGUGUUUCAGUGCUGUGCAGUUUGAUGAGAGUUCACCUGUUCCUGAAAGCUACGAGCGACAAGGAGGAAAGGUGUGGUAAAAAGCCAUCUGGCACCAAGGGAGGGGCUGUAGGCAGUUUGGGCCGGACUCUCCAGUUCUGGAUUCUGACCGGGCUCCUGGGCUUGAUUGGUCCUCGGGUCGCUUCCCUUGUGGUUCUGGAGUUCUGUCUCCGAGCUGGGUCGGCCAAGAUCACUGCCGGAGCGGAUGUGACGUCAAGUUAUGCCCAGUCGCACCUGGUGCAGUGCCAGUUCUCUCUGGGCUGCGCCCUGAGCUGCAGCCUCCAGUUCCUCCAGGAGGGGGCGCUGCACCGCUCGCUCAGCCUGCUGACGGCGCUGCUGCCGAGCUGGCUGCUGGCCAGCCAGAGCGAGCGGCUGCGUCGCCACGCGACGGCGCUCUACCCGCUGCACAGCUCCCAGCGGUACUGCGGCCUGUGCAUGACGCUCCUGGCGUCGGGCCACGCCCUCCUGCCCCACCUGUGCCGCGCCGUGGUCGUGACGUUCGCGGUGGCCGCCGUGGCCGCCAUCUCCACGGUCAACCACCACUUCCUGUCCGCCGCGGACACCCUCCGGUUCUGGACGCCGCUGACUAUAUGCUACACCAUGCUGGUGGUGUACAUGCAGGAGGACCAGCAUCGCCGCCCUGGUGGCGAGGUUUUGCUGCACACAGCGGUGGUGCGCCUGGGGGCGCUGCUGGGGCUGAUGCUGAUGCUGGGGACCUGGGCGGACGUGGGACACAUCCUCCUGUGCUUCCUGGGAGAGAUGGCCUGCCUGAUCCCCUCGCAGGACCUGAUGGACUGUGUGACAGAGGAAGAGAGUCAUGAGGCUGUGAACAAAUCCCCACGAAGACUGAGCAUGGACUCUAGCCCAGUGACACCUUCAGAGCUGGCUCUGCCUUCCAGCAAAGAGCUUUAGGAGUCUCCCUCCUGUGGCAGGAGAAACUGUCAGCAUUUUGUGGACCCCUAUCUCCCUCAGCAAACAGAUUGUAUGCAAGCAGUGCACACACAAAACACCCCACAUGUGUGCACACACAAGGAGCACCUGCAUACGUGUGUGUAAGCUCACAUGCAUACACACAAACAAAACACACACGUACACACGCGCAUGUGCACAAGCACAAACAUACACUGGACAUGCAGAUACGCACCCUGUAAGGUGGUGCUGGGUGCAGAGCAAAGUGAGACGGGACUAUCUUCUCUGAAGGACAUGUGUGCUGUUACAUAUCUGUGUUCCAUGUCCUUUUCAAUCAUUUACCAAAAGCUGCUGCAUCAGCGGAACAGGAGGAGCAGAGAGUGGAAGGCCAGACUGUAUCCUGGAAUCUGAAGCUAGAAUACACAGACAAAGGGGAGAUAAGCGGGCAGAGAGGUGAAUACAAAGGUCAUCCAGGUCUGUUUUCUAAAAAAAAGCAAACAACAUUUUUAAAAAUAUCUUAUCUCGCGCAUAUAAAUACAGCUUUAAAUUGCUGACUAUAAUUUGAGACCUAACCUACAGGGAAAAUGUGUUGGGUGCACCCAACCCAGCACUGUCUCUUGGUCCAAGUUUUCUCAGUUGUACCACCACCAGUCACUUUUUACCACAACAGGCACAGAACUGGACAAAACUGAUGAUCCGUUGAUUUGAACCAUAAGAAAUUCCAUUCUGCAUUUAGCUUUGGACCUCGUUCUGUUUGCUCGUCAAAUUUGAAUGGCUUGGCCUUGUAUCUUCUUUCCGGUCACAUGCAAUGUGCAUUGUCCUUUGAAGACUGAAGAGAGUAAAGCAGGGAGUGUGAAAAGGGCUGAGUAAGUGCAGGAGCCGGAAUGGCGGGUAAACAGAGCUGGGGUCGGUGGGAAGACAAUGCAGUGUCUAUGGCCAAAGGACGAUGAGGCAACUGGGACAGUCAGACCCCCACCGACAUGCAGAUCAGACUCCUGACUCGGGGCUUUCCCAAUUACCGAGUAAUCUCGGUGAGGAAGGGUUAAAAUAAUAUAGGUUGCAACGCUAUAAUUUAGUCUAGAGAACACGAUUCUGCAGGUGUCCUCAUAACCUGAAAAGGAUAUAUACGUUUUCCAGUUAUCCAUUGCAGUGACAGUGUCCACUAACUUUCAGAUGUGUUCACUUUGAGGUCCUGAUGAAAAUGUUGCUGGUGAUUCCACAUAAAGUUGGCAUGUCUUUUUGAUUUGUUGUUGUCCUUAAACCACCACUACCUUCUGUUUGACAUUAAAUUAUUACGUAAGUGUUUGAGGAAUGUUGCUUUAUAAAGAUAUUAAUACAUUUGG